CACAAGCAACAUCCAUGAAUAUUUCAAGAUUUUCUUCCUCUUUUCUCCUUUUCUUUUCAAUUUCUAACUUGGUUUCCUUCAUGGGUCGAAUUUCUGUUUCUGAAAUAUUGCAAUUCUUUGUCAUUUUCAGCCAUCUUAUUCUGAUAAUGAUUUUUUUUGUAAUGCUUUGCCAUUCCAAGACUGUUUUCAAGACAAAGAUACAAUUUUGUGGACUCCCAAAUGUUUAAUUUUGCUUUUGUUCGAUAUAUAAGUCAUUAGCAAUGUUUGCAUGGUUUAUUCAAGAAAUUGAAAUUUAAUCAAAUAUCAUAUUUUUUUCAUGAAUUUAGGUUAUGUUUGCUUAAUGGUAGCAUCGUGUGAAAGGCUCAAUGAGUACAUCUGCUCUGGGGAAACCAUCUUCAGGCAAGAGAAGAUUGAAAGAUCUCUUAAGUCAAAGUGAUAAUCGUGUAUGUGCAGAUUGCUCGGCCCCUGACCCAAAAUGGGCAUCAUCAAAUAUUGGAGUGUUUCUAUGCUUAAAAUGCUGUGGUGUUCACAGAAGCCUUGGUGCAAAUAUUUCAAAGGUUUUGUCUGUGACAUUAGAUGAGUGGAAUGAGGAAGAUAUCGAAGCUGUGAUUGAGGUUGGAGGGAAUGCAUCAGCGAAUUCGAUCUAUGAAUCUUACCUCCCCGAAGGGGUGUCGAAGCCAGCACAUGAUGCUGGCCACGAAGAACGCACACAAUUUAUCAAGUCUAAAUAUGAGCAACAAGCAUUCUUGAAGCCUAGCCUGCGUAUUCAAGCCGGAGCUGCUGCAAAGAAUUCCUCACAACCGAUUUCAUCCCGGGAGAUUGUCAACAGCCAACAAAGUUCGAGUACAUCAGAAAACUCAGAAUUUCUUGGAAAAAUGAAGGUUAAAGUAGUUAAAGGCUCGAACUUAGCUGUUCGAGAUAUGCUAUCAAGCGAUCCAUAUGUUUUGCUGAUUCUUGGCCAGCAGAAAGUGCAAACGAACGUGGUGAAUAGCAAUUUGAAUCCGGUGUGGAACGAGGUGCUUACACUUUCUGUUCCGCAUGAUUACAGCCAGAUCAAACUGCAAGUUUAUGACCACGACACGUUCACAGCGGACGACAUAAUGGGAGAGGCGGACAUAGACAUCCAGCCUAUGAUCACCUCAGCACUGGCAUACGGAGAUGCCAAGAAGUUCGCGGACAUGCAGAUAGGGAAGUGGCUGAAGUCGUACAACAACGCCCUCAUAGAGGAUAGCCCGGUCAACAUUGUGGCUGGGAAGGUGAGGCAGGAGCUGUGGGUAAGGCUCCAGAAUGUAGAAUCUGGUGAACUAGAACUUGAACUAGAGUGGGUUCCUCUUUGAAACCCUUUACUUUUUCUUUUUGUGUACACACACCAAUUUUACCCCAAUCCCCCAUUGUUGUUGUUUUAGAGAAUAAAUUCAAUCAUGUACUAUAAUUUUUUCUCUGUUUU
Messenger RNA from Salvia splendens (bonfire salvia), 1447 nucleotides. RefSeq names its product ADP-ribosylation factor GTPase-activating protein AGD12-like. Lineage: Eukaryota; Viridiplantae; Streptophyta; Magnoliopsida; Lamiales; Lamiaceae. The transcript is spliced from 8 exons. The record is from RefSeq and is a predicted model, not a curated record. Gene Ontology annotation, molecular function: phospholipid binding; GTPase activator activity. The coding region runs from base 366 to 1337 and encodes 323 amino acids.